CAUUGAUCUAAUGUUGGAGGAUAUUGCAAAGUUGAAGAUUUUUUCUGACACAAUUGAGCAUGCUAAGAUGGUUGUGAAGUUCCUUUAUGGUCAUGGGACUAUAUUUUCUUUGAUGAGAAAGUAUACAAACGGUAAAGAAAUUCUCCGUCCCGCUGUUACUCGCUUUGCUACUUCAUUUCUCACUCUUCAGAGUAUGUAUAAGGUUAAAAGGCCACUUGAACAAAUGUUUGCUUCCGAAGAUUGGGUUAGUUCACCACUAUCUCAAACAACUCAGGGGAAGGUCGUGAAGAGAAUUGUUAUUAAUGAUCCCAACUUUUGGCCACAUGUUGCAUUUUGUGUUAAGAGUGUUGUUCCUCUUGUAAGUGUGUUAAGGGAAGUUGAUUCGGAGGAGAGAUCGGCCAUGGGAUAUAUUUAUGAACUUAUGGAUAAGGCAAAAGAGACAAUAAAAUUUAAUUGUGGGGGAGUUGACAGAAAAUACAAACUCAUUUGGAAAAAAAUUGAUUCACGAUGGACUCCACAACUUCAUCAUCCUCUACACGCGGCCGGGUACUAUUUGAAUCCGCAAUUGCGUUAUGAAGAAAGAUUUUCUUAUUGUGAUGAAGUUAGAGAUGGAUUGUAUACUUGCAUGGAUAGGAUGUUGUCUUCUGAUGAUCGUCUUAAAGCAGACAUCCAAUUGGACUUAUAUAAUAAAGCUGAAGGAGAAUUUGGAACUCCAAUAGCAAAACGAACAAGAAUGUUGCGAACUCCGGUCUCGUGGUGGGAACGUUUUGGAAGUAAGACACCCGAGCUUACUACAUUUGCAAUUCGAGUGCUUGGUCUCACUUGUAGUGCUUCGGGAUGUGAAAGAAAUUGGAGCACUUUUGAAUCGAUUCAUACAAAAAAGAGAAAUAGGCUUGAACCUGCAAAGUUGAAUGCGUUGGUGUUUGUGAAAUAUAACUUCAAGCUUAGGGAGAGAAGUAUUAGGAGGAGAGACAAGAUUGAUCCCAUUGUAGUUGAUGAAAUUAAUUCAGAUGAUGAAUGGAUAACUGAGAAAGAAGGUCCAGUUCUCCCCGUAAUUACUAAAUGGCUUGAAGAUGAUGAAUUAUUUGAAAGUGAUCCUAUUGUGAGUGUGUCAUCUGCUACCUUUGAAAGUCUUUUCGACUCAGAUAAGCGAGUCGAAGAUGUUGAGGAUAUAGUUGAAGUUCCUCCUACGAAUUCAAAAAAAAGAGUUGCUGAAAAUUCAAGUGGAAGCAAAGACAAACAAGCAAGGUUGAGUCUUGUUGAUGUGGAAGAUAAUCAUCUUGAUGCUGAAAAUUAUGGAGUAAUUUCAACUUUUGAUAGUGGAAAUUUUCCAACCAUAGACACUAUUGAUGAUGAUAGUGAUAUAGAGUUGGAUGAUACUGAUUAUUUUUAAGUUAUGUUGUUUUAAUUAUAAGACUUUUUAAAUUGUUGGUAUUGGGAUAUUUUGACAUGUAAUGAAUUAUUAUGAUUAAUUUUAGGUUAUGUUAUUUUUAUUUUACUUAUAUAAGUAUAUUUUAUUUUUUAAAAUUUAAACAUUGACGUGCACGAAAAGCUUGCGCUAUACGCUAUGCUAUUUACGCUACGCAAUGACAAGACAAAAACGCUAUGAACCAACGCUACGCGAUUUAAAACACUGAUGCGGAUGCGGUUGUAAAAGAGGAGAGGAGGAAGAGAAGGAGAAGGUUUGCUAGUUCUAACAUUGCUGGAAGAACAGGAGAAGGCAGCAGAAGAAAAGGAGAGGGAGAUAAAAGG
Molecule: messenger RNA, 1752 nt
Organism: Zingiber officinale
Lineage: Eukaryota; Viridiplantae; Streptophyta; Magnoliopsida; Zingiberales; Zingiberaceae
Exons: 4
Coding region: 11-1393 (460 amino acids)
Molecular function (GO): protein dimerization activity
Source: RefSeq, a predicted model, not a curated record